Messenger RNA from Phyllopteryx taeniolatus (common seadragon), 2180 nucleotides. RefSeq names its product solute carrier family 25 member 25a (gene slc25a25a). The coding region runs from base 123 to 1532 and encodes 469 amino acids. The record is from RefSeq and is a predicted model, not a curated record. Gene Ontology annotation, biological process: transmembrane transport. Gene Ontology annotation, molecular function: ATP transmembrane transporter activity; calcium ion binding. The transcript is spliced from 10 exons. Lineage: Eukaryota; Metazoa; Chordata; Actinopteri; Syngnathiformes; Syngnathidae. Gene Ontology annotation, cellular component: mitochondrial inner membrane.
AUUCUUUAGAAGCCGGCUUCUGGUGGCCUACCGGCAUUUCAGUAGUCCAUAGGGAGGCGUUAGCUCGCACUCCUCUAUUUAUUUAUUUAUUGUACUUUAAUUUGCAGUUGACGGAACGAAUCAUGCUCGCCCUGUGCCUUUACGUCCCCAUAUCCAACUCCGACCCGGUGGAAGUGGACUACUUCGAGUCCAACGGCCUUCCCACCGAGCUCAAUUCGCUCUUCAGCAAACUGAGCGUGGUCCUGCCGUCUCAGGAGUUUUCCACCUAUCAACGAUGGCGAAAAAAAACCCUAAGGAGGGAGCCCGACGUGUCUGACGACCAGCUGGACUUUGAGGAGUUUGUGCACUACCUGCACGACUAUGAGAAGGACCUGAAGCUCGUGGUCAAGAGUCUGGACAGGAGAAAUGCAGGCCGAGUGGACACAAAGGAGUUCAUCCAGGCUCUCCAGGACAUCAGCGUGCACAUUUCACAUCAUCUCGCCGAGAAAGCCCUUAGGAGUAUGGACAAGAACGGCAUUAUAACCAUCAGCAGUAAAGAAUGGAGCAAGUACUCCAUGGUGGAGGAGACGGAGAGCAUUCCUGAGAUCAUCCUAUAUUGGAAGCGCUCUACGAUCUUCGACGUGGGCGAGAACCUGAUGGUCCCUGAUGACUUCAGCACCGAGGAGAAGCAGAGCGGCAUGUGGUGGCGGCACCUGGUGGCAGGAGGCGGGGCUGGUGCCGUAUCCAGGACAUGCACGGCGCCUCUGGACCGUGUCAAAGUCAUGAUGCAGGUGUACGGCUCCAGAAGCAACAACAUGUGCAUCAUGAGCGGCCUGACGCAGAUGGUCAAAGAGGGCGGCGUGCGCUCACUAUGGCGAGGGAACGGCGUCAACAUAAUCAAGAUCGCGCCCGAGUCGGCCCUCAAGUUCAUGGCGUAUGAGCAGAUCAAACACUUGAUCGGCAGUGACAAGCAGACGCUGAGCAUCUCUGAGCGCUUCAUGGCCGGAUCGCUGGCCGGGGUUAUCGCCCAGAGCGCCAUCUACCCCAUGGAGGUGCUGAAAACACGGCUGGCUCUGAGAAAGACAGGCCAGUACGCUGGCAUCUCCGACUGUGCCAAGCAGAUCUUCCGGCGAGAGGGCCUGGCGGCGUUCUACAAGGGUUACAUGCCCAACAUGCUGGGUAUCAUUCCCUAUGCCGGCAUCGACCUGGCCGUGUACGAGACCUUGAAGAACAGCUACCUGCAGCAGUACGGCACCGCCAGCGACCCUGGCAUCUUGGUGCUGCUGGCGUGCGGCACAGUGUCCAGCACCUGCGGCCAGCUCGCCAGCUACCCGCUUGCUCUCGUGAGGACGCGCAUGCAAGCGCAAGCUGCAACAGGCAGCGGCCAGCAGGCAACCAUGACUGCGCUCUUCCGUCAGAUCCUGCGGGCCGAGGGUCCGACUGGCCUCUACCGGGGCCUGGCGCCCAACUUCCUGAAGGUCAUCCCCGCCGUCAGCAUCAGUUACGUGGUGUAUGAGCACAUGAAAACGCAGCUGGGCGUCACCUCGCGCUGACCACCAAUCACCCAACACCCACUCUCCUUCCUGCCAGGGAAUCCCACCUUCUCAAAGGGGGGUUCGUGAAGCUCGAUCUCAUUCUGUGAAUGUCAUCAGACGAAAGAGGUUGUCUGUCUUGGACCGCUGCUAUAUGUUAUUACAGUUGCAUAAGCGACUGCAACUUGAGGACCAAAUGUUUGUGGACUGUUGGAAGGCGCGAUUGUAUUCGAGUUUUUGGGCAGUUUGCUCUCUGUUGCCACACACUAUUUAUUUCCAUCUGCUAUUUAUUGGUUUUAUAUCAAGCGGGAUGCAAACGCUUCGUUGUGUGUUCAAGAGCCAAAUUGUGCUUCUUAAACAGCAUCCUUAAUGAAUAGUGAGACACUAUCAGGGUGUUGGACUUAUGACUGUGGUUAAUUUGCAAACAAAAUUGUCGUAAUGUUCACUACAGGUUAAGGGAGUAGGCACACGUAAGUGUUAGGACUUUUUUUUUUUUUUUUUGUGGCGUAUCAAGGGCUUUGAAAAGAAAAAAAAGUAACUCAUUGCACUUUAAACCUUGCUGGAAAAGCCUUUGUCACAGCAGUCCAGGUAUUACAGAGGUUAUGUUUUUUAAAAAGUAUUUUAAAGACAGGUUUUCAUGCAAAUAAAUGCAAAUUUGUUUUAAAAAAA